This is a messenger RNA of Camelina sativa (false flax), 1937 nucleotides long. Its product is annotated as pentatricopeptide repeat-containing protein At2g17670. NCBI's taxonomy places the organism in Eukaryota, Viridiplantae, Streptophyta, Magnoliopsida, Brassicales, Brassicaceae. Gene Ontology annotation, molecular function: protein binding. The record is from RefSeq and is a predicted model, not a curated record.
UCGCAAAACCCUCUCUGCAAGAAGAACCCUAAAAGCUAAAACCUUUUUUGCGGUCAAAAUCGAAAUGGGGAAAGUUCCGCCGUCGUUUCGCUCUUUUACGACGACCCAACUGGUCAGAAAACCCACACCAUCUCCUCCAGCGCCGCCGCGUGAUUUUCGUAACAGAACCGCCGUGAGAGAUUCAACUAGACUCCCCCAGACUACUCAUCAACCACUUCAUCGCGAGCCUUUUAGGAACCCUUUCAAGUCACCAAGUCUCUCAGACGCCAAAAGCCUCUUCAAUUCAAUCGCCGCCACUUCGAGAAUCCCACUCGAUCUCAAAUUCCACAACUCUGUUCUUCAAUCCUACGCCUCAAUCGCCGCCGUCGACGAUACCGUGAAAUUGUUUCAGCACAUCUUGAAAUCUCAGCCUAAGUUCUCACCUGGGCGUUCCACUUACCUUAUCUUGCUCUCACAUGCUUGUAGAGCUCCUGAUUCGUCGAUUGCGAAUAUUCAUAGAGUUCUUAAUCUCAUGGUCAAUAGUGGUUGCGAGCCUGAUCAUGUAACAACCGAUAUCGUGGUUAGGUCUCUUUGCGAAACGGGUCGGGUUGAUGAAGCUAAGGAUUUGAUGAAGGAGCUUACGGAGAAACACUCGCCUCCUGAUACGUAUACUUAUAACUUUCUACUUAAGUAUAUGUGCAAAAGCAAAUCACUUGGUGUUGUUUAUGAGUUUGUUGAUGAGAUGAGAGAGUCUUUUGGUGUGAAGCCUGACCUCGUCAGCUUCACUAUCUUGAUUGAUAAUGUUUGUAACUCUAAGAAUCUGAGGGAGGCAAUGUUUUUAGUUGAUGUCUUAGGUAACUCUCAUAAUGGGUUUAAGCCUGAUUGUUUCGUCUAUAACACCAUUAUGAAAGGGUUUUGCACACUGAGUAAAGGGAGUGAGGCGAUUGGUGUUUAUAAGAAAAUGAAGGAAGAAGGUAUUGAGCCGGAUCAUAUUACUUAUAAUACUUUGAUUUUUGGGUUGUCGAAAUCUGGGAGAGUUGAGGAAGCUAGGAAGUACUUGAAACUUAUGGUUGAAGCUGGUUAUGAGCCAGAUACUGCUACUUACACGUCGCUGAUGAAUGGAAUGUGUAGAAAAGGCGAGACUUUAGGUGCGUUGAGUUUGUUGGAAGAGAUGGAAGCGAAAGGGUGUGUUCCAAACGAUGUUACUUAUAAUACUUUGCUUCAUGGAUUGUGCAAGGCGAGGUUGAUGGAUAAAGGGAUGGAGUUAUAUGAGUUGAUGAAAGCGAACGGUGUAAAGCUUGAGACUAAUGGUUAUGCUACGCUUGUGAGGUCUCUGGUUAAAUGUGGCAAGGUGGCAGAGGCUUAUGAAGUGUUUGAUUAUGCAGUUGAGAGUAAGAGUUUGACAGAUGCUUCUGCGUACACGACUCUUGAAACUACCUUGAAAUGGUUGAAGAAAGCGAAAGAAAAAGGCUUGGUUGUCUAAGUGCUGCAGGAAGAGACUGUGAACAAACUUAUCUUAUAUGUUCUGUUUUAACACUAAGCAGCCAAGUGCAGAGUAUCAUGAAUUAUCAGUUGAAAUACAAAACCAAAUCAUUGAGGGGGCAAGAAAACAGAGGACAACGUUUGGUGGAAUCAUGAAGUAGACUUUUCACAAAUGGUCAACAACAUUAUGGUAUUAGUCUAUUUCAUUUUUCUAAGUGACCAAUUCCAAUCAUUUGGUGAAUAUACUAUUUUGUUUAUUUUGAUAUCUCUUCUGUCAUGUUUCAUUAUCUAUUGUCUCCCCACCAUUAAACAAUAGAACACUACGGAGAAAAUACACGUAUUGGGAAGAAACGUACGUACCGCGAGGUCCACGAAUACAAGAUUCUGAUACCCUUAUUGUAAAACGCAUAGAUUCUUAAAUCAGUAAAUCUACAAUAGUCUCCAGCUUUUUUCUUGAGUAGUAUAAGUUUCUCCGA